This is a messenger RNA of Owenia fusiformis, 449 nucleotides long. NCBI's taxonomy places the organism in Eukaryota, Metazoa, Annelida, Polychaeta, Sabellida, Oweniidae. The record is from the annotation of a GenBank genome assembly.
UCUUUGUAGUGGCAUAGUCCCAACACUUAAUCUGCCUCCAGGACGUGGUCGCAAACGAAGAAUUACCACUCAAACUACAUGUAGCAAUGAAACUUCCGAUGGUUUUGCAGUAACAUUUUUUGAUGAUUUUGACUGUGUUGAGGAGACUGUAUGUAACAAUGAUCCUUUGGAUGGGGAUGUCAACGACGUACCUCUGUUACCGCCUCCUACAUGUACUUUUGAUCCUAUUAUUACUAUAUCUGAACCUGAGGAAAUGGUGAGCGAGGAAAAUUUUUAUAACUGUAAUAACAAUGUACAAUUGCAUGAUUUUGAUGAUGAUGAGGAGGAGGAAUGUCUCCCAAGCAACAUUUCUAUCCCAUUUUCCAUUCAUACUUUCCCCAGUGAUGCCAUUCAGUAUUACACUGGCUUGGACAAUAGAGAUCACUUCAUGCUUAUUUAUGAUGUUCUAG